AUGUCCAAUCCACUUAAAGUUAUUGAUAUUAGCAAACCCGAAGAUACUGUAAUUGAGGAUCUACUCGAUGCAGCGGUGAAUCAAGGGUUUUUAUUUGUGGAUGGCCACGAUUUCCAACAAGCAGAGGUUGACACAUUAUUCGAUCUGUCAAGUGAUUUCUUUACCAAGACCCCUGGCGAAGAAAAGCAGAAGUAUGAAAUCAACAAGAAUAAUAUUGGUUACACUGGCUUUACAACUGAGCAACUGGACCCAAGGAAAACUCGUGAUUUCAAAGAAGGUUACAAUUUUGGGUUUGUGAACUUCAAGACUGGCGAAUUUAAUCAGAGCGAAGACAGGUACUACGGAAGAACAGAUAUUGACAACGCCAAUGAAAACCCCGUUCCUCCUUUAUUCGAGAAAAAUAGCGGUAUCAUUUCUGAAACUACUCGGAAAUUGCAUCGCAUUGCAUUGAAGAUUUUAGAGCUAAUCACGGUAGCAUUGCAAGUCGAAGACCGUCGAUUCUUUGUCGACAGACAUCGUCCAGAAGAGCCUAGUGGCUGUGUUUUCAGAAUGCUGCGGUAUCCUUUGAUUAGAGAAGACGACUUAGAGGAGGCUAAACAGGCGAAUCCAGAUGUGGAUCCAACUAUCAGGGCAGGCGCUCACACCGACUAUGGCUCUCUGACACUCCUUUUUCAAAGGCAAGGUCAACAGGGAUUGCAAUUGCAAAUGGGAGAUAAAGACUGGGUUGAAGUACCCUUUGUUAAGUCACAACACGAGGGGUCUGCUCCACCACUCGUUGUGAAUUUUGGUGAUUUGCUUUCUUAUUGGACUAAUGGGUUGCUCAAGAGUACCAUUCAUCGUGUGAAAUUUUCACCAGGAGAAACACGUACCUCAGAUAGAUACUCCAUUGUCUUUUUCGUCCAUCCGGAAAAUGCCACACAAUUGACACCUGUUCCAAGCAAGCUCGUUCGUGACGCAGGUGGAGGUAUAGAGCCUACUGCUAUCACGGCUUUGGAACACUUGAAUCAAAGAUUGGCUGACACUUAUGCGUCUAUUAAUUAUUAA
Messenger RNA from Lachancea fermentati, 1044 nucleotides. Lineage: Eukaryota; Fungi; Ascomycota; Saccharomycetes; Saccharomycetales; Saccharomycetaceae. The record is from the annotation of a GenBank genome assembly.